AUGACCUUUGCGCCCUUCGGUGCUCAGUGCGGCGAGAUCGAGAACGUCGACAGUAGCAUCGAUACGUACUUCGACUUCAACGCUCUACAACAGUCUCCUCAUCCGUCCAACAUACCUGCUUCGAACCCGCAGUCCGCCACUACAAGUCCGGCAACGACCGUUCUCCAUCUUGACCCGAACGAGGACCAGCAAACGCCAGCGAAGCCGAGCCAUCCAUACGAACUAUGGAAGCAGCAGACGGGCAUACCGAUUGGGUCAGUGCCUGGCCUAUACCACUCAAAUAGCCAGUCAAGUCAGGAGUACCCGUCGUUCCCCGGCUACGGAACCGGCUUCGACGAGUCCAGCUUUAUGGGCAGUUUCAACGGAAUCGGCUCAAAUAGCGGCCUCGGAAUGGGCAUGGACAUGGAGAUGAACUCGCCGAGCUCAUCGAUGCCUGCCUUCUUAUUCCCGCCCGGAGACGUUUCUCAGCGGUCGCAGACGGACGACUUUGUGGAUCCCAGUGCCAUCAGCAGCCAGGACGAGCCACCGCCGGUCAACGUUCGUUUCUAUCCCGGCAUGCACCAGCAGCAGGCUGCCCUCGCCAAAGCACAGGCCCAGGCAGAAGCUCAGGCCGAGCAGCAAAGGCGGCAGCAGAUGCAGCAGCAGCAGCGGUUACAACAACAGCAAGCCGCGCCGCAACAAGCCCGUGCCCAGUCCACACGACGAUCCGCAUCUAAUCAACCCCUCGACGCUAGGACUGAAGAGACCAUUGCACGUGUGGUGAACCAGAUCCGCCAGGCCAGCACCGUUUCGUCGAAUCGAGAUGCCUCGCCGAGCGGCAUGCUCCCUCAUGUCAUGAGAAUGAAGAAGGACGAAGAAGACAUGGAUGAGGACGAACGCCUGCUUGCCAGUGAAGAAGGCAAGAAGCUCAGCAGUAAAGAGCGGCGUCAACUUCGCAACAAGGUUUCCGCCCGUGCUUUCAGGUCGCGGAGAAAAGAGUACAUCGGCCAACUGGAAGGCGAGAUAGCCAACAAGAAUGACGAAUGCAACGAACUGCGAGCCCAGAAUCAAGCGCUUAUGGAUGAGAAUGCCCGUUCUCGCGCCUUCAUCGAGAAGAUCCUCCGCCACCCGGCCUUCCACCCAUUCCUCGAAGACCUGAGCCGCGAUGAGUCUAUUACUAAGCCUUCAGCUGCUCCGGCUCCGACGCCAGCCCCGGCCCGCAGAGACUCAAGUAUAUACGGUCUUGCCCAACAGCCGCACUUGCAGGCCCCGAGCCACCAUCAGACCAAUUCGCAUGUCGGCAUGACGCUUAUUCCGGAGACUCCACUCGACAUGUCCCUACUCAAUCUUGGUAACACCUGGACGAUGCCAAACGGUCUUCCAUUCACUUUCCAGCAGCCGCGGGUCUUUGCCGUGACGGAGUUGCCCGAAGGCCCCGCUGCCCCUCUCGACGUUGCUGCGCUGUCUGGCAAGGGCGAGGCUUACUCGGAUGAGCCCGAGGCCGAAGAGGCGGAGUCUGAUCUAAAGCAUGACUAUCCAGUUGUCAACUCGGCUCCGGCCGAGGUAGCUAUAGAGCUCUCAGAUGCUAAUGUUGAUGAGGACGACGGCAAUCCGAGUUUUGCUCUCUACGUCAAUACUCCCGCACCUGCUUCUACCGUUCCUGCCUCCGCUACUUCGGCCUCCGAACCUAAAGCUAUCACUAUCGAGUCAAGUAAAUCCUCGCGUUUCGCGCUCGUCACGUCGGAAGAGGACUGUGACGACACCGAACAGUCUUUGAUGGAGCGGUUAGAGCGGAUGUGUGCGAGAAUCGAGCCCGUCCACCAGCGGUUACAGAACACAACGUCCCGCACCGGCGGCUGA
Coniosporium apollinis CBS 100218 is the source of this 1839-nucleotide messenger RNA. RefSeq lists its product as uncharacterized. The record is from RefSeq and is a predicted model, not a curated record. Gene Ontology annotation, molecular function: DNA-binding transcription factor activity. The coding region runs from base 1 to 1839 and encodes 612 amino acids. NCBI's taxonomy places the organism in Eukaryota, Fungi, Ascomycota, Dothideomycetes. The transcript has 2 exons. Gene Ontology annotation, biological process: regulation of DNA-templated transcription.